AUGUCUCCCCUCUUUUUGUGUCAUGCGUCGAGAGCUUUGAGGACUACAAGCAUUCUUUCAACGCUUAGGUCUUGCUACCAGCCAUUUUGGCGUCUUUCUAAACGUCGAAUGGCCAUUUAUGCUGAUCCUAUAGCCAAGGGCAUCUCCGGCAGAGCUAGAAAGUCUGUUGGUUAUUGGCUUAUGGGAAUGGCAGGCAUGACAUUUGGAGCAAUAGUGCUCGGUGGAGUCACUCGAUUAACUGAAUCGGGUUUGUCAAUGGUUGAUUGGCACCCAUUUAAAGAGGUUCCUCCGCGUACAGAAGAUGCCUGGAAAAGAGAAUUUGAAAAAUACAAGCAGUUUCCUGAAUACAGCUAUGUUGUGAGAGAACAUGGUGAUAUGACUCUUUCUCGAUUCAAGUUCAUAUGGUACAUGGAAUGGGGACAUAGGCAAUGGGGGCGCUUGAUUGGGGUCGCUUAUGCAAUACCAGCUGCCUUAUUUUGGUACAGGGGCUGCUUUAAUAAGUCAAUGAAGGUCAGGGUUGUUGCCUACGGUGCCUUAAUUGGAUUUCAGGGACUGUUGGGUUGGUACAUGGUGAGAAGUGGACUAAAAACCCCACCUCGACCAGCUGGUAUGGAUCCCAAAGAGGAAUUUGUUGGAGUCCCUCGAGUGAGCCAUUAUCGUCUUGCGGCACAUUUAUCAACUGCAGCAAUACUUUAUGCCCUUUUCUUGUGGUCUGGAUUCAGUCACUUGUCCAAGCAUCCACAGAUACAAAGGUUUCCACAACUCGUUAAGCUGAAGAUAUGGAGCCACUCCUCCAAAGCAUUAAUGUUUACAACAUUGAUAUUUGGGGCCUUUGUGGCAGGCCUCGAUGCUGGUUUGACGUACAAUUCUUGGCCCAAAAUGGCUGAUCGAUGGGUCCCAGAGGAUUUCAUUGUUCCUCGAUAUGGAUCUACUUUGCGCAAUCUCGUCGACAAUCCCACCGCCGUCCAAUUCAUGCAUAGAAAUCUUGCUUAUUUGACUGUCUUAGCUGUGACUGCAACUUGGGCAAUGACUUUGAGAGUACCAGGAGGUCGGGCUGUUACAGGUCAGCAGCUUCGCAACGCAGCACAUCUGAUGCUGGCAGCAACUGUUGGACAGUCAGCGAUCGGUGUCAUCGCUCUUCUCGAAUACGUGCCUGUGUGGUUGGGAGCUUUGCAUCAGGGAGGUGCGCUCGCCCUGCUUUCUACCAUCAUGUGGUACACCCACUGUCUCAGGGCAGUACCAAAGUAG
Messenger RNA from Mesocestoides corti, 1248 nucleotides. NCBI's taxonomy places the organism in Eukaryota, Metazoa, Platyhelminthes, Cestoda, Cyclophyllidea, Mesocestoididae. The record is from the annotation of a GenBank genome assembly.